This is a messenger RNA of Cervus elaphus (red deer), 3392 nucleotides long. It is a transcript of the gene BTBD9, whose product is annotated as BTB domain containing 9. Lineage: Eukaryota; Metazoa; Chordata; Mammalia; Artiodactyla; Cervidae. The coding region runs from base 182 to 2017 and encodes 611 amino acids. Gene Ontology annotation, molecular function: protein binding. Gene Ontology annotation, biological process: circadian behavior; modulation of chemical synaptic transmission; adult locomotory behavior. The record is from RefSeq and is a predicted model, not a curated record. The transcript has 11 exons.
GGUGUGCGUGAGAACGGACGCGCGCCGCGGCGGCGGCGGCGGCGAGGACGGCGGCGACGGCAGCGGCCGAGGGGGCGGCGGCUACGAGGGGGGUGCGGAGCGGGCGGAAGAGGCGUCCGUGCGGGCUGUGAGGUCGCAGAGGAACAUCGUGGGGAUCAACGACUAUCACCAGUUCUACAAGAUGAGUAACAGCCACCCUCUUCGCCCCUUUACUGCAGUGGGGGAGAUUGACCAUGUGCACAUUUUGUCUGAACAUAUUGGUGCCUUGUUGAUUGGGGAAGAAUACGGCGAUGUCACAUUUGUUGUGGAAAAGAAACGUUUUCCUGCCCACAGGGUAAUUUUAGCAGCAAGGUGCCAAUAUUUUCGAGCAUUACUGUAUGGUGGAAUGCGAGAAUCUCAGCCUGAAGCCGAAAUCCCUCUUCAAGACACCACUGCAGAAGCAUUCACAAUGCUGCUUAAAUACAUCUACACUGGGCGGGCAACGCUGACAGAUGAGAAGGAGGAGGUGCUGCUGGACUUUUUGAGCCUGGCUCAUAAAUACGGAUUUCCAGAGCUGGAGGAUUCCACCUCUGAGUACCUCUGCACCAUACUUAACAUUCAGAAUGUCUGUAUGACUUUUGAUGUUGCCAGUCUCUACUCACUUCCCAAGUUAACUUGCAUGUGCUGCAUGUUUAUGGACAGAAAUGCUCAGGAGGUACUCUCAAGCGAAGGCUUCCUCUCCCUUUCUAAGACAGCACUUUUAAACAUCGUAUUAAGAGAUUCAUUUGCAGCUCCUGAAAAAGAUAUUUUCCUAGCCUUGUUAAAUUGGUGUAAGCAUAAUUCAAAGGAGAAUCAUGCUGAAAUCAUGCAGGCUGUGCGUUUGCCUCUGAUGAGCCUCACUGAACUUCUGAAUGUCGUGAGGCCUUCAGGACUGUUGUCUCCUGAUGCCAUCCUGGAUGCUAUUAAAGUUCGAUCAGAGAGCCGGGACAUGGACCUCAAUUAUAGAGGCAUGCUCAUACCAGAAGAAAACAUUGCAACUAUGAAGUAUGGAGCCCAGGUUGUGAAAGGGGAGCUGAAGUCUGCCUUAUUAGAUGGUGACACUCAGAAUUAUGAUUUGGAUCAUGGAUUUUCUAGGCACCCAAUUGAUGAUGACUGUCGUUCUGGCAUUGAGAUUAAGCUAGGUCAGCCGUCCAUUAUCAAUCAUAUACGGAUCCUCCUGUGGGACCGAGAUAGCCGGUCUUAUUCAUACUUCAUUGAAGUGUCAAUGGAUGAACUUGAUUGGAUCAGAGUGAUUGAUCAUUCACAGUAUCUGUGUCGUUCGUGGCAAAAGUUAUAUUUUCCAGCCCGCGUCUGCAGGUAUAUUCGAAUAGUUGGGACUCACAACACAGUGAAUAAGAUUUUCCACAUUGUGGCUUUUGAAUGUAUGUUUACAAACAAAACCUUCACUCUGGAGAAGGGGCUGAUAGUUCCCAUGGAGAAUGUUGCAACAAUCGCUGAUUGUGCCAGUGUGAUUGAAGGAGUCAGUCGGAGCCGAAAUGCCUUGCUGAACGGGGACACUAAGAACUAUGACUGGGAUUCUGGUUAUACGUGUCAUCAGCUAGGAAGUGGCGCGAUUGUGGUUCAGCUGGCCCAGCCCUACAUGAUUGGGUCAAUACGGUUAUUGCUGUGGGACUGUGACGACCGGAGCUACAGCUACUAUGUUGAGGUUUCCACCAACCAGCAGCAGUGGACCAUGGUGGCCGACAGAACCAAAGUCUCCUGCAAGUCCUGGCAGUCAGUAACUUUUGAAAGACGUCCAGCAUCCUUCAUCCGAAUCGUUGGAACACACAACACAGCAAACGAGGUGUUCCACUGCGUCCACUUUGAGUGUCCCGAGCAGCAGAAUGGCCAGAAGGACAACAGCGAUGAGUCCGGGACAGGGGACGCCGGCGCGGCCGGUCAGCAGCUCGACCCCCAUGCCCUGCAGGCCCCCAGCGGCAGCUCCCUGCCCUCCAGCCCCGGCUCCAACUCGCGCUCACCCACCCGGCAGCACCAAUAAAGGAUCGCACGUGUGGAGAGACUCGGGUGGCCAGGUGGCGUGGGAGCCGUGUCCCCGCCCGAGCAGGGAUCCCUGUGGACUCCCCCCACACCCUCCCCCUGGAGGAGCAGACCUGGCCGCCGGAAGGGACACAGAACGCGUUUCCUCCCAAGGACACAAAGGGGCUGCUCUGUUCUCCUCAAUUUGUCCAAAUCAGGCUGGUCUCCAGAGGGAAAGAGUGGGUCUUCAAUCUUCAUCAAGUCCUCCAUUAACACCCUACCUCUAAUCUAACCCGCAAAGGGCACAGAAGGAAGUAAUAGACAGGCCCGGGUCAGCAUACAGAAACGGCCCGUGGACACGGGCCUAGAAGGGAGUGUAUCAGGCCUUCACCCAGAGGCGCCCUGGGGAAGUAGGUUUCAUAGUGUGUUUACUUUUAUGGAACACAUUGCCCUGGCAACUAAAUGGUUUUUUAUUUCUUUUAGUUACUCUCCAUUUGCUGAAUCAUAGGUGUUCCAGAUCUUUUUGAAAGGCUCAAACCGCAAGUCACUUGUUUUAAUCCCUUUUGAUGCUGUAAUUUUCCUUCCUUAGUUUUGAAUGGUGGAGUGUGGGGUAGAGCGGAAAACUAGCGUGCGCGUCUCCUCAGGGCGGCAUGGAGGCAGGGCUUCAUGGUCUGACAAGGAAAAUCCUUUGAGGAAGUUCAACAAAAUACACAAUGAACAAAUCAAUCUGCGGACACUGGAGUUAAUAAUCACUCAAAGUGCCAGGUUAUUAACCUGUCAUUCCUGAAACGUAUCCCGCCUUUAAGCUUGGGAGGCUGACAAGGAAACGGUGAUCAUGCACCAGCUAAUUUCACAUUCAGAAGUAGGCACAGAUAAACAUGCCCCAGCUCCUGGCUGGGCAGACCCGCCCUGUUUGCUGCAGGUUGGUUAGCAGAGGUGCGUGGAGGUGGCCGUCCUGCCAGUCAGGGUCUGGAAUGCAAGAGGGGCCCUUCCUGCCCACUGGUGGUCAGCGGUUGCUGCUUUUCCCCCAGACCAUAAUACUCAGCCAGUGAUUGGGAAAGAACAAAUCAGUUCUAAGCUUUCCUCUUAAUCCUCAUCAUCUGACAGCUGUCGCUUGAUCUGCUCUGCGUGUCUGAGUGAUGUCCGCCCGGCGCUGACCGCCCUGAGCGCCCCUCCCCAGGCUCUCCCGGGGGCCGGCUGCGGCGGUCAGGCCCUCCGCGUUGCCUGCCUGAGGCAGGGCGGGCACUUUUCUUUGUCUUAAGCACACAUUGGUCGUGGGUGUGCAAAAAGACAGUGGGUCGGCUCUUUCCUCCCAGUGUGACAUAGAUGUGAGUGGUUUAUCAGUCCGGAGGAGUGGGGUCGCUUCAAGCUGCAUGAAUAAACCAGAUGGCUGUCUU